AUGUGCGGCAUUCUCGGCCUCAUAUUGGCCGACUCGUCGAGCACCGACGCAGCGGUCGACCUGCACGAGAGUUUAUACUACCUCCAACAUCGUGGCCAAGAUGCUUGCGGCAUUGCGACAUGUGCAACUGGCGGCAGAAUAUUUCAGUGCAAGGGCAAUGGCAUGGCUUCGAAGGUGUUUGAAGACGGCCGCCGUGCCGCUGAUCUGCCGGGGUACAUGGGCAUCGCGCAUUUGCGAUAUCCGACUGCAGGGACGAGCUCUAGUGCCGAGAGUCAACCGUUCUACGUCAACUCCCCCUAUGGCAUCUGCUUUGCUCACAACGGCAACCUGAUCAACGCGCCCGAGCUGCGUCACUUCCUCGACAAGGAAGCGCAUCGCCAUGUUAACACCGACUCGGAUAGCGAGCUCAUGCUCAACGUAUUCGCCAAUGCCCUCAACGAGACCGGUAAGGCCCGUGUCAAUGUCGACGAUAUCUUCAGCUCCCUGGCCCAAACAUACCAGCGCUGCCAGGGCGCCUGGGCGGCCACUGCCAUGAUAGCUGGCUUUGGCAUUCUCGCCUUCCGAGACUCCUUUGGCAUCCGCCCCCUGAUCAUGGGCAGCCGGCCAUCGUCCACGAUCGAAGGCGGUACGGACUACAUGCUGGCUUCGGAGAGUAUCGCACUCCGACAGCUGGGGUUCCGUGACUUCCAAGACAUCUUACCCGGCCAGGCCGUCUUCAUCCAGAAGGGUGGAAAGCCCCAGUUCCACCAGGUUGUUCCUGCCAACGCCUACUCGCCCGACAUCUUUGAGUAUGUCUACUUUGCCCGCCCGGACACGAUCAUGGACGGCAUUUCGAUCAACAGCAGCCGUCAAAACAUGGGUGCCAAGUUGGCCGACAAGAUCCGCGAGGUGCUCGGCGACGAGGGGAUUAAGGAGAUCGACGUCAUUAUUCCCGUGCCAGAGACGAGCAACACGGCCGCGGCCGUUGUGUCGGAGCGUCUCGGCAAGCCCUUCUCCAACGGCUUCAUCAAGAACCGCUAUGUAUACCGUACCUUCAUUCUACCCGGCCAGAAAGCCCGCCAGAAGAGCGUACGCCGCAAGCUGAGUGCUAUGGAGUCUGAAUUCCGUGACCGUGUUGUCUGUCUGGUGGACGACUCUAUCGUCCGUGGUACUACAAGUCGUGAGAUUGUUAGCAUGGCUCGCGAGGCCGGUGCUCGCAAGGUCAUUUUCGCUAGCUGUGCUCCACCCAUCAAACAUCCUCAUAUUUAUGGUAUCGACCUCGCGACUCCGCAAGAACUCAUCGCCCACGAAAAGACACGCCAGGACAUCGCCCGCCACAUUAAUGCCGACGACGUCAUCUACCAAGAUCUGGACGACCUCAAGGCCGCCUGCAUGGAGGUUUCACCCGACGGCCGCGUCGAAGACUUUGAGGUCGGCGUGUUUUGUGGCCGCUAUCAAACCGAGGUCCCCGAGGGCUACUUUGAGCAACUCAACGCCAGCCGCGGCAAGAAGCGCAAGAUUGCUGAGCAGGCAUCCGCCGCGGGCGGUGAGGGCAACGGUAACGGUGGUGAUAGUGCUGCGCAGGCGGCAGAUGCGGUGGUGGGCAACGGUGGGCCAGUCAAUGUUGCCAAGCGGACGCUGGUGGACAACGGGGUUGACGGACCGGCUCCCUCCAAUUCGGGCAGCGCCGGUGUUGCCAGCAAUGGGCUAAGGCAGACAGAAGCUGUCUUGUCAGCCGAGGCAGCUCAUGGGGAAGACAAGAACGCGGGGAUGGCGAACCCGAAUAACAGGCAGGAUAUCAGUCUCCACAACUGGGCCACCGAACCUGCUCCCCAAUAA
Dichotomopilus funicola is the source of this 1818-nucleotide messenger RNA. RefSeq names its product nucleophile aminohydrolase. The coding region runs from base 1 to 1818 and encodes 605 amino acids. The record is from RefSeq and is a predicted model, not a curated record. Gene Ontology annotation, cellular component: cytoplasm. Gene Ontology annotation, biological process: purine nucleobase biosynthetic process; purine nucleotide biosynthetic process. Gene Ontology annotation, molecular function: amidophosphoribosyltransferase activity. Lineage: Eukaryota; Fungi; Ascomycota; Sordariomycetes; Sordariales; Chaetomiaceae. The transcript is spliced from 4 exons.